Polistes dominula (European paper wasp) is the source of this 4574-nucleotide messenger RNA. Its product is annotated as cytosolic carboxypeptidase 1. The record is from RefSeq and is a predicted model, not a curated record. NCBI's taxonomy places the organism in Eukaryota, Metazoa, Arthropoda, Insecta, Hymenoptera, Vespidae. Gene Ontology annotation, molecular function: metallocarboxypeptidase activity; zinc ion binding. Gene Ontology annotation, biological process: protein side chain deglutamylation; proteolysis; C-terminal protein deglutamylation.
ACACCUUCUCUAUCUCUUUCUCUUUCUCUUUCAUUUGAAAUUUCUUCAAAUAUUCUUCGUUUUUUUCUCUCGUACUCUCCCGUUAGUUUUUUGUACCAUUUAGAUGAAUAAGUGUAACAUCAGAGAAUUUUUGCAUAUGUGACAUCACGUGAGUUAAACAUUUCAAACUGGAUGUGACGUGUCGUCCUUCUUGAACCAGUUAGGACCUUGGUACAGGGCGUAUUUAAACGAACGAUCCGUUUCAAUUUAUUUUUCCUCUUCUUCCUCGUCGUCGUUGUCGUCGUUGUUGCUUUUCGAAGGUUAGUCUUUCAUACGAAUGGCCACGAGAGUGUUUACGUUUCAGCGAUCCUGUAUGGAACUAUUAAUAUCGAGUUCAUUGUCAUCGUUAACACGAAGGCUAUUAUCGUGAGAAGAAGAAAAUAGAGAAAGAGAAAGAAAAAGAGAGAAAGAGAGAGAAAGGACAAGCGCGUAUUGGAAAUGUGCGACAAAGAAAACCAGCAACCAACAAAAGUGAAUGCACUCGAGGAUAUUGAGGAGGACAUGCAGGAAGAAGAUGCGAUGUCACCGAGCAGUAGAUGUAUGGACGACGCUAUAAACAACACGAUCAUGGAGAAGCUACAAAGUUUCGCGUUAAAACAUAAUACAGGAGGGGAAGCAUUGAAGGCCUUAAUAACCAAGAUACACGCACGAGUCACCUCUUCAGAUAAACGAGUUCGCGAGGAUAUGUUGGAAAAAUUAUGGACCAAGGGUUCUGGUGCAAUGGAAAUUUUUAUUAUCAUUCUUGCGCAUUGCAAGGAUCUUGUGGUGAUUUAUAGUAUUGCUGCAAUAUUACACGAGUGUAUAAUGCCAAAAGUAACGAAAGGCAAAUCGAAAGGAAGCAAAACCAAAAGUGCAACAAAAAGCAGUAGCCGAAUAGCGGUCAUUCAACUGAUAAACUUAGGGAUCACGCAAGUCCUAGUUAAAAAUUUAAUGAAUAUCCAGAAUCAAGACAGUCCUAUUGUAGAUGUCUUGAUGCAAGAAGUUCUAUGGAUUUUGGAACAGAUCUGCCAAUGGGAUGUGAGAAUUUUAGCAAAUGUAAAAAGUUCAAAUUGUAUCAAGAUAUUUCACACGCUCCUCGCACAAAAUUAUAACAACAGUAAAAUAAUUCUUCCAUUGUUGCUGAUAAUGAAAACUCUUGCUCAAAAUUCAUUUUGUCAAGAAGUUCUUAUUAAUGACGGUAUAGUUAAUACAUUGGAAAAGACCCUAAUAUUUGUUGGUAAUGCAUCUAACAUUAGAUUAAGAGUUUUGGUAGAAUGUUUGAAAUAUUUUACUACUAACAAAUUAUGCUGCAAGAAGCUCGUAAAGAUUGGGAUUGUAAAUCAAUUGAUGCGAAUUUUCGACAGAUGGGAGAGAUUCGAGGGACAGAUGAGACUGAAGAUAUGCAACUACGCUCUGAACACGCUACAGCAUCUUUGCGUAAUAAAGUCUGGUAGGAAUGCUAUUAAGUCGAACAAUGGUCUACAGCUACUGUACCGGUUUUGUACAUACUGCCCGGAGGAAAAAGCCUACGAUUGCUUAUUGUCACGUAUAUGUAGUAUAAUCAAUCAAUGUCUGGAAAAGAAGGACUUGCCUGUACCCAUAAUGUCUCCUGCAAGAUUCAAUCUACCGGAAGCAAAUACCAGGGCUAACAGCAUCGAAAGUGGAAGUGACCUUGACAGUCAAGCUAACAGCGUGGCCUCGCUUGGAAGAUUAUAUAGUGAUUUUGAUUCAGGAGACGACGAAGAUAGUCAUAGUUCAAAAAGAACGAGCGAUAAGAAUUUGUAUCCUACCGAAGAGAUAGAUGAGAGUCAAUUUUUUGCUGGAGUUUAUACAUCUCAAAGGACUGAGGAAAAUUUGAUUUGGUAUAGCAAUUUUUUUAAAGAGUUAAAUAAUUAUCAAAUAAAACUCGAACAUACUACGUCAAAUUUAACAGUUAACUAUGAUAAAACGAACACUCGGUCAAAAAGUCUAUUAAAGGAAAUGCAUAAGGACGAAAUGGAAUAUCAAAUAAAGCAUAAAAAUAUAUUAUCUAAUUUCAAAACUCUAAAAGAUCUUUCAUUAGCUACUACUAAUCAGCUAGCUUAUUGUAUAAUAGCAACCGAAGUGAAAAGUAUUAUCAGAUUUGUCAAAGUUGCUUAUCCCGAUUUGAUCGGUGGUGACUCUUUUGGAAAACCAGAACCAUUAAACUGCAAAGAUAGGAAAGUUUGUCGUGAAAAAUUAUUAACUUGCGUGGAAAGAAGUCUUCACGCUAAUACAAAAAAUUACGAGGUUGUUUAUAAUCUGGAUGUUCUAGCGAUGAAUGUACCAACGAAUGAUCGAGUUUCGGAUAAAUUACUUUGUAACUGGGACGAAAAGAGAAUUGGAAAAAGGAACUUGGAGACCAAAUAUUUACAAUUUGAAUCUCGUUUUGAAAGUGGAAAUUUAAGAAAAGCUAUUAAGAUAGGCUUGAGAGAAUACGACUUGAUCUUAACACCAGAUGUUAACAGUGUUUCUGGACACCAAUGGUUUUACUUCGAAGUUUCAAAUAUGGAAAUAAAUGCUCCUUACACGUUCAAUAUAAUAAAUUGCGAAAAAGCCAACUCUCAGUUUAAUUUCGGUAUGAAGCCUAUUCUGUUCAGCGUAAUCGAAGCGCAAUUGGGACGACCUGGUUGGGUCAGAACUGGGACAGAUAUCUCUUACUAUAGAAAUUGUUAUCAGAAACCAACGAAGGGAAAGAAUUAUUUGACGACAACUUUCACAGUUAUCUUUCCUCAUGCUCACGACGUUUGUUAUCUGGCAUAUCACUUCCCUUAUACUUAUACUCAAUUAAUGACCAAUAUUUGGAAAUGGACUGGAAGGAUUAGUUCUUCGAACAUUUACUUUCGUGCCGAUUCAUUUUGCGAGUCGUUAAAUAACAAUGAAAUUCCAUUACUGACUAUAACUGCGCCAGAUUCUAAAGACAAUCCUAUAUCAAACAGAAAAAUGAUCUUUCUUACGUCGAGAGUUCAUCCAGGUGAAAGCAACGCAUCAUGGAUAAUGCAUGGAACAUUGGAGACUCUUCUAAGCAAUUCCACUUAUGCUAGUAGCUUACGUGACGAUUAUGUAUUUAAAAUCGUUCCGAUGUUGAACCCAGAAGGUGUGGUCAAUGGUUGCAAUCGAUAUGGACUAACGAAUGAAGACUUGAACAGACAGUGGAGCAAUCCAGAUCAAUCGUUACAUCCAGUGAUCUAUCACACGAAGGGCUUGAUGGAAUACUGCACUAGGGUCCUGAGAAGACCUCCUCACGUCUUCGUCGACUAUCACGGCCAUUCACGGAGGAAGAACGUGUUUCUCUUCGGUUGUUCAAGGUCGAGUUCCUGGAGCGCCGCGGACAGGGCGAAACCGGACCAGCCGGUGCAGUAUUUGAUGUUACCACAUUUAAUGCAAAAGGUUUCACCGGCUUUUGCUUUGCCGUUGUGCUCCUUCAAGGUAGAAAGAAAUAAGGAAUCCACCGCCAGGGUUGCCAUAUGGCGGGAGUUGGGUAUUUCGAGAAGUUAUACGAUGGAGAGUAGCUUCUGUGGUUGCGAUCAAGGAAAACUCGCUGGAUUACAUUUCGAUACGGAUCAUUUGAAAGAUGUUGGACGUGACUUUUGUCAAGCAUUAGCCAUGAUGAAGGAUGCUGAUGAAAAUUUAAAUAUUGAUAAGAUUCUAGUGGAAGAAAAUAUUCCUGAAAAAUCAGGAUGCAUGGUGGAAGAAGUAACUUCCAGUUGUGAUUCGGACGAGUCUGAUUUGGAGACUUAAGGAUUUAUCUUUCCUUCAGUUUGAAAGAUUUGUAAAUCGAACGUCCACUUGCCAGAAGAUAAAUUAUUUACUCAUUGUUGUUGAAAAAUACGUCGAUUCUGGUUCCGAAUCGGGCAUAUACGAAGUCAUUAUUUUGUGAAAAAGAUUUAUUGAAAAAUUUUAACAAAUGGUGAAAAUCUUUUAUCACUUAUUUACUAUCUACAUACACACGACAAGCUGUUGUUUCGAAUAUCUAAAAAAAAAAAGAAAAAGUGCAAAUAAAAAAGUUCACAAAGCUUACCCUUCUACGACAUACGAGUUAGCACGAUUGAAAAGUCUUGUACGAAUUUACAAUAAUGUUAUCUUUGUAAAGAAAGUCAAAUUGAAAUUUCUCGGAACCAGAAUUUUUUUCAAAUGGAAUAUUCUUCGUGUCGAAUUUAAAUCCUGUUGUUACAAUUUUUCUGAUAGUUCAAAAAUGUAAUUCAUUCAAAUCUUAUAUCACAAAGCGUAGUUAUUAAGAAUUAAAUUAAACACGAAGAAAAUCCAACGAUUACGUUUACGAGUUGAUCGCGAAAGCAAAAGUAUAUAACGAUUACUCCAAUAAACGACAAACUAUUGACAAUAUCUUUGGUAGGAAUUUUCAAAUAUAUAAUAGCUCACAUAUACAUGCGAUCGGCUAAUGUAAGACUUCUAAUCUACUUGAAUAUUAGAAUAAUAUGAAGAUGAUCGCUCGCACUCUCGCAUUCUCUCUUUGUACCUUGCUACCAGUUACAUACAUGUGAUACAUUUAAUAGAAAAUAAAAAGAAAUAAAAUAAAA